This is a messenger RNA of Alligator mississippiensis (American alligator), 4302 nucleotides long. Its product is annotated as probable GH family 25 lysozyme 3. The record is from RefSeq and is a predicted model, not a curated record. The transcript is spliced from 3 exons. The coding region runs from base 2893 to 4302 and encodes 469 amino acids. Lineage: Eukaryota; Metazoa; Chordata; Crocodylia; Alligatoridae.
GGCAGCGGAGCCGGCAGAGGCAUUGGCAGCAGCACCACAGGCAGAGAAGCCGGCAGUAGAGCCGGCAGCAGCCCCAGCAGUGAGGCCAAUGGAAGCAGAGGCAGCGAAGCCGGUUACAGAUCCGGUGGAGGCAUCGACGGGCAAGGGACUAUGAGCGCGUGAGACCAUCCUAUAUAGGUUGGAAAUCAACCUGGAACAUUAUCGCCGCCUGUUCCUUGCCAAGAAAGGGCCCGACGAGAGAUGGCCACGGGUGUUGCUACAGCUGCUGCGAGACAUCUUGGAUAAAUGUGUAAGCCCAGCGGGACCCGAUAGAGAAGCCCUGGCGGACCAGAUCAUCCUCGAACAAUUCCAAAAUGAUUUGGAGGAAAGGACACAAUGCUGGGUAUGCCAACACUCCCCCUGGACCUGUGAAGAAGCCCUGAAAUUGGCAGAGGCUUUUACUGCCUCGGAAGCAAGCUAUCCCAGGGAGAGAAGGAACCCAGGACCCAUUGCAGUGCCCCCAAAGGAACCCGAGCAACGGUGUCCUCCCAGCCGUGGGGCUACCAGGGACACUGUAUGUUUUCGGUGUGGACAGAACGGGCACUUCUCACGGGAAUGCCUCAGCCAGUCCACCGAACGCUGGAUCUCCGCCGACAGGUCGAGAGCCCCAACAGACUGGCGGAGGGGUCCUGAAGCUGGUGAACCAAUGGAUUGUAGUUAUGCGGUUGGUGAGGAAAAUGGGACCUGGAGUCACCCCAUCGUCAAGGCCUGGGUGGAUGGGCACCCCGUGCAAGCAACCCUGGACUCGGGAUGUGCCCAGUUCAUGGUAAGAUCUGACAUGGUACGUCCGCAAGGUGGACGGAAGGCCCCCCCCCCCCGUGAAGGUGGCCUGCCUCCAUGGGGGAACCAGGUGUAUAGAGUAGCAAUGGAUCCUCCUACGUGUGAUGGAGCACUAGGGAGAACUCCUGGUGGGGGUAGUGCCCCAGUUGGCAUGCGAAAUGCUACUGGGUCGAGACUGGAUGCCAGUAUAUGACGUUCUAGACCGAGUGAGGGACGUGGAAUGGGCAUGCAAAAAGAUUUGGAACCACGAAGAAUUGCUGGUGGAAAUGGAGGAAGACAGGGAGUUGACCGAUGAGGCUGAAGGAUUGGACCUCAGCGAUUUCACCAGCAGCUUGCAAUUUUGGGAAGUGCAAGAGGAAGACCAAGAGCUCGGGACACUUCGAGAGCAGGACUCCAGAGACGUCUCUGCAUCGCUGCCUGAGGGACUGCCCUGCUUCAAGGUAAGGAGCAAUCUCCUUUGCUGCAUACAAGGGCACAGGUGGGAGGGCACCACGGAUGUGCAACUGGUGGUGCUGACCCGACUUCAUCAGAUUAUCUGGCGAUUGGCACACGCAAGCCCCGUGGGAGGGCAUUUAGGACAGGACAAGACCCUUGCGAAGGUGAGCCGGUGGUUCUUUUGUCCUGGGAUGGGGGAGGAGGUAGUCCGACGAUGUGCGGCGUGCCCUUAAUGUCAAAAGAUGAGGACCGAAUGUCCUGCCAGGGCUCCUCUCCAACCCAUGCCUAUUAUAGACACCCCCUUCUUGCGGAUAGCCCUAGACGUCAUAGGACCGCUUCCCUGUAGCAGUUCCAGCCACCAACACAUAUUAGUUAUGGUGGAUUAUGCAACUCGGUACCGGAAGCCAUUUCUUUAUGAGCUGUGACCGCUCCCCGUGUUGCAGAGGUGUUGAUGAAAUGGAUAGCUAGGAUGGGGGUCCCACAAGAGAUUUUAACCGAACAGGAAGGAAUUUUAUGUCCAGAGGCUCGAGGGUGGUGUACAAAAGCGAAUAUUGAGACGCUGCGUUCAAGGGGACCCCCGGAAAUGGGAUCUCCUUCUGCCCUUAGUAUUGUUGACUCUCAGAGACACCCCUCAAGACUGUACAAAGAUUUCUUCAUUUGAGCUAGUUUUAGGACAUCACCCCAGGGGCCUGUUACAAGUCCUGAGAGAGGAAUGGGAACGAGAUGGAGGGCCUGUUCAAGAGCCAACGACAUACCAAUGGGAAUUCCAGCAGAGAAUAAGGGUGGCCCGGGACCUAGCCCACGAGAAUCUGAGGGAAGCUCAGGCCCGCCAGAAAGAAAAUAUGAUGGCCGCGCCAAGGAGCGGGUGUUUGAGCCAGGACAGAGGGUGUUGGUACUUUUCCCCAUGUCUAUGAGUAAGUUCCUGACUCAGUGGCAGGGGCCAUUCGAGAUACUCUGGCGGGUCAGACCAGUGGACUAUGAGGUACAUCGGCCCCGCCAUCUUUGAGAGAAACAAAUUUUCCAUGUAAACCUACUUCAAGAAUGACAAGAACCCGAAGGGUGGGUUGCCUUUUCAGAGGCCGAUAAUGAGGACCUGGGGCCCCAGGGGUUAAGGAGAGGGACUGUGCCCUCUGAGGAAGGAGCCUUAGUCAGAAUCGGGGAGAAGUUGUCCAUUUUUCAGAGGAAGGAAAUGCUAGACCUGAUAGAAGAGUUCUGAGAGACCCUGGCUGGGUUUGGAACACUGUCCACACUAUAAAGACCCUGCUGGGGGCAAUAGUAAGGGAAAGAUGGAGGCCUAUUCCCCACCAUCUCCUAAAAGCCGUGCACGAAGAGGUUGACUCGAUGUUAAAGCAAGGAGUAAUUCGGCCUUCAAGGAACCCCUGGAGGAGUUCUCUGGUUCCGGUGCAUAAACCGAAUGGAUCGCUGAGACUUUGUAUUGACUACAGACGGUUGAAUGCCUUGGCGGUCUUUGAUGCGUUCCCCAUGCCCCAAGUGGCAGAAUUAGUAGAGAGAAUAGGGGAUGCACAGUACAUAUCUACCCUGAACCUCAUGAAGGGGUAUUGGCAAAUCCCAAUAGCCCAGGAAGAGUGACCAAAGACGGCAUUCGGUACCCUGUGGGGGCUCUAUGAAUUUGUCAGAAUGCCCUUCGGGCUGCAUGGAGCUGCUGCGACAUUCCAACGCUUGAUGGACCAGAUCUUAGCGCCCCACGCCGAAUAUGCAGCUGCAUACAUGGACGACAUCGUCAUAUACUCUCAGACCUGGGCACAGCAUAAAAGAGCUCUUAGGGCCAUCUUUUCAGAACUGAAGCACGUGGGCCUCAUGGCAAACCCUCAGAAAUGUGUGCUGGCCCAAAAGGAGACAAAGUAUUUAGGGUUUUUGGUCGGUAGGGGCAUGAUUAGACCCCUGUCAGACAAGGUAGAGAUCAUCCAAAACUUUACAGCCCCCCAAAAUUGUCACCAGCUCUGGUCAUUCUUAGGAUUGACCAAUUAUUAUCGGAGAUUUGCUCUGGACUUCUCAGAAUUGGCAACACCCCUGAUUGAGGCGCUUAAAAGGUGGAGAACUGGGAUAGUAAGAUGGACAGAAGAGAUAACACAAAGUUUUGAGAGGUUGAAACAGGCACUAUGUGAGGAUGUUAUAAUACACACACCUGACUUCAAGAAACCCUUUAUUUUACAGACCGACGCCUCAGAGACGGCAGUAGGUGCCAUCCUCACCCAGAAGGAAGGAGAUACCGAGAGGCCCGUGGCAUACGCCAGCCGCAAGCUGCUACCGGCGGAGGAGAGGUGCAAAGGCGAAGAUCAGGCCGAAGACUUGGAAAAUCAAACUAAGGGGCUUACCAGCCCACCAGGGUCCGAAAGGCGUGGGGAAACGCGCACGGUGAAACCACCCACGCAGUUCAUCAGCUGCACUCAUAUUCAGCUGGGGCCGGGUGAUGUCAGCUGGAGAUGCCACCCAGCGAAGACAAAAGGCUGCCCUGAGGGCGCAGGAGGUGUGCUGGUGAGUGGCGGCUCAACGGGAAAGCCCACACCCCGAGGGGCGCAGCUGCUGUGUUGGGCAGCCCGGGACGGUGGGGGUGGAGCCUGGGGAGGCACCGGCAGCGAAGCCAGCAGAGGAGCCAGCAGCAGAGCCGGCGGAGGCGCUGGCAGCGGAGCCAACAGCAGCGCUGACAGUGAAGCUGGCAGAGAAGCCGGCAGCAGAACCGGCGGAGGCACCAGCAGCGGAGCCGGCAGCAGAGCCAGCAGAGAAGCCAGCAGUGGAGCCAGCAGAGGCACCAGCAGUGGAGCCGGCAGCAGAGCUGCCAGCAGCACCGGCAGAGGAGCCAGCAGAGGUACCAGCAGCAGCACCAGCAGUGGAGCCGGCAGCAGCACUGGCAGUGGAGCUGGCAGCAGUACCGGCAGAGGAGCCAGCAGAGGUAUCGGCAGCAGCAUCAGCAGAGAAGCCAGCAGCGGAGCCGGCAGCAGCACCGGCAAUGAGGCCAACGGAGGCAGAGGCAGCAAAGCCGGUUACAGAACUGGAGACAUUGAUGGGCAAGCCGGACUAUCAAUCUAG